Messenger RNA from Helianthus annuus (common sunflower), 1855 nucleotides. RefSeq lists its product as uncharacterized. The record is from RefSeq and is a predicted model, not a curated record. Gene Ontology annotation, molecular function: zinc ion binding; nucleic acid binding. NCBI's taxonomy places the organism in Eukaryota, Viridiplantae, Streptophyta, Magnoliopsida, Asterales, Asteraceae. The transcript is spliced from 3 exons. Bases 1 to 1521 code for a protein of 506 amino acids.
AUGUCAACCACCAGCAGUGAAUUGUCUACCCUAACUCAGCAACAAGAACUUGAUUCAAAGCUUGGGACCACAUCACGCAUUCCUAGGCUAACUGAUGCCAACGACUUUCCCGAGUGGAAGUGGCGCUUUGAACAGCAUCUUAAGGUUAAAGAUUACAAGCUAUGGCGCAGCAUCUUGAGGGGACCUAGGGAAAUUAUGAUGGAAAGUCCUACAGAACCUGAUGUUAAAGUUAAGAAGCCUCGAGAACAAUACACUGAAGAUGAUUUGCUUAUUGUUGAAGAAGAUGAUCGAGCUUUCUCUUACUUGACCAUGGGUUUGGGUCCUAAUAUUGCCAUGGGCUUUCGCACAUGCAAAUCUGCCAAGGAACUGUGGGACUCUCUGGUAGAAGUGUAUGAAGGUAACGAAGAUAUGAAAGAAAGUCGAAGGAACUUGCUGCAACAAAAUUUCAACAAUUUCAACCAUAUUUAUGGUGAAACAGUAGAUAAUCAGAUCCAAAGGUUUGUCAAGCUGGUGACUCAAAUGCAGAUGGAAGAAAUUCAUACAUCAAACGCCUCCACCAACAGACAACUUCUCAACGCUUUGCCCAAGAGUUGGGAUCAUCAUGUUGCUAUGAUCAAGAAGACUAAAGAUCUUCUUCAACCACGUCUAGCGACAGCAACACAGCUCUUCUAUCACAAGGAGGAUUUCAAAUGUUUCGCAACAAUUCCUGUCUCUCAAUCUGGAUCCUCAAAUCAAAUCGUCUCUUCAGCUUCUCCAGCUUCAGUUCAAAAUGCUGGAAAGGCUUCUGCUGCUGCCUCUGCUUCUGCUCACUCUACGAACAAUGAGAUGAUGGCAUUUUUCGCAAGUCAGUCAAAGGAAAAGCUAGACAUAGCAGCUUCUGUAAUCAACUGUUUGAAUGCUUUUCUUGCAGGGAAGCUUGAUCCACCAAAGUGGAGUCAAGAUGAUUUGUCACAGAUUCAUCCAGAUGAUGUUGAAGAAAUGGAUAUCACCUGGCAAAUGGCAAUGGCGGCAUUCAGAGCUCAAAAGUUUGUGAAGAAAACGGGUAAAAACAGGUGGGGCAACGCUUGGAAUGGAGCUUCUAAAGUGCCCUUCAAUCUUCGAUGUUACAACUGUCAUGAGGAAGGACACUAUGCUAGGAACUGCCCGAAGCCACCCAUGAACAGAGAUCAGAAUCCUACUAUUCCUGCACAACCAGCUACUCCUAAUCGAGAAAGGGCUCUUGUGUCUACUGCAAGUAUAGCAGAUGCAGCUGCCUCUGGAAGUCCACAGCCGCAGGGAUUAGCACAAGCGCUGGUGGUGCAGCCAAAUGUCAACUUUGACUGGUCCUCUGAGAUUGAGCGUCUGAACAUAUCAGCUCCAGAUAAUCAAGCUGCAACUUCUAACAUUGCUUUCAUGACCUCAAACGAGCAUGACCCUGAGCCACAGGAAGAGACUGCUGCUGACGAUUUCGCUUUCAUGACUCAAAUCCUGUCAGCACCUGUCAAAGGUCUCACCAAAGAAGAGAUGAUAGCUCAGAAGUAAGAUGUGAUGAUGUUCAUGGGAGUGAACCAGUUAUUGUUUCAAACAUUUCUGAACCUUAUUUUGAAUAUUAUUCUGAACCAACUGAGUCAGACAUUGCUUUUACCAAUUCUUUGUUUGCGUCGUUUUCUGCGUUUGUUUCGUCUUGUGAGCCUGCUGUUUUGGGCAAAACUGAUAAUGUUUGUGUGGAUGAUUUGAACAAUAUUUGUGGUGAUGAUAGUUUUUCAGCUAAUGUUUGUGAUGAUAACAUAUCAAAUGUUUCAGCUUGUGAUAAUGUUACAGGUGCGGUCCCCAAGGAUGCAUUCAGUGAAACCACUGAAACUAUUUCUCAAGAAAA